GCGCGCGCGCGCCGGUUAUAGCACCCGGCGCGAGCGUUGCACGCGCGCGCGCGCGAGCCGGCCGAGCUCCUCCGUUCCCGCCUUUUUUUUCCCGCGCUCUCACGCGCGUUGGCUAUGCAAACCGCCGAGUACAAAGAACCCCGGCAGCAGCAGCAGCAGAAUCCCACACCAGCAUCACGAGAAGCUGACGACGCGUUGUGCAAACGUCGAGGAAGUCAUUUGCUCGGUGCAAGCCUUUGCCUGCGACCACUGACUGCGUUGUUGUAGCUCGCGCGGCAUGCCUAAAUAAAAAUAGCAAACGCAAGAAAAAAACCACACACACACAAUAGCGGGGCGCGAACGCCGUAGGUACCCGUUAUUCACAACAAUGGACGAGCCGAGAGACUUUCUGAACGUUGCGUUAAACGAAGAAUACAAAUAAUAGUCCUUAAGUUGUCUUCUCGCGCGGUUGGAGAUGAAUGUUCGCCAUGCGCAUGCGGACGAAUCUGCUGACGGCGUGCGCCGUCUCGCUGCUGGGGCUGCUGCUGCUCGCCAGGGACCCGGGCGGAGCGGGCGGCGCGAGGCGCCGGGGGGGCCAGGGGACCAGGGCGGCCGCCGACAGGCGAGACAUGAGGGGCCUCCAGAGAGCCCGUGUCGGCAACAUGAGUGCGAGUGGUGAGAGCAGUCACUGGCCCGUGGAAGGAGCGCAAGGGUGGCACUUCAACCUGUCCCUCGCCAUGCACAUACGCAAGGACAUCCUCAAGUUCCUGGACGCGGAUCGCGACGUGUCAAUUCUGCAGGCCCAGGUACAGCCAGGCGACCUGGUGCACUACAUCUUCGACCGCGGGCGCACCACUAACGUAUCACACAGCCUGCAUGCCCUGCUGCCCACGGCGCCGCCACUCAGGGGUGGUCGCUAUGGCUCCUGUGCCGUCGUCGGAAACUCUGGCAUCCUUGAGGGCAGCGCGUGCGGCGAGGAGAUUGACCAACACGACUUUGUCAUCCGCUGUAACCUGGCACCAGUGGAGGGCUACGAGCGUGACGUAGGCUCGCGCGUCGACUUCGUCACCAUGAACCCGUCGGUGGUGGAGCGCACGUACGGCGGCCUGCGCACGAAGGCCGACCACGACCGCUUUGGCCGUCGCCUGCGCGCCCUCAACAGCAGCAUCCUCUGGAUCCCGGCGUUCAUGGCCAAAGGUGGAGAGCAGCACGUGGAGAUCGUCAACAACCUGCUGCUGACCUUGGGCCUCCCUCUUCGAGCCGCCUUCCCCAGCCUCAGGCUGAUGCACGCUGUGCGGGGUUACUGGCUGACCAACAAGGUGUACAUCAAAAGACCCACGACCGGCCUGCUCAUGUACACGCUGGCCACCCGCUUCUGUCGCGAGAUCCACCUCUAUGGCUUCUGGCCCUUCCAGUACAACAUCGCUGGCAAACCCGUGCGCUACCACUACUAUGAGGGCCUUCGGUACCGCUACCGGUCGCGUGCCGGCCCACACACAAUGCCGCUCGAGUAUCGAACGCUGCACCGCCUCCACUCUCUCGGUGCCCUCAAGUUGACUACGGGGAAGUGUACUGGUCGUUGAUCAGCGUGAUGUGUAGGAGCGACCCAAAGCACGGGGAGAGAGAAUUGCACGUGAGGAUCAUCAAAGGCCCCUCGUCAUCAUAAGGUGCUAAUCUGCACCUCUGAUUAGCACGGUUGGCUGCGCACGGUGCGAAAGAAGUUCAACAUGAAUAUAUAAGUAUAAGUGGAAGGUGCACUCUUUUGAGGGUCUGUCAUACAGUGUUUUGUGGAAGUGUGUUACAAUUGGUGCAGAGGUGAGUGGUGCAAAAUGCAGGUAAAAGAACUGAUGAAAAUAAGAUAUCAGCACGUCUUUUCCAAGCGGAAAAAGUGAGAGCUGCAAAUAGGUUUUGUGACCGCUGGCUGCUUAACAGAGAGGAAGUGUAGAUGUGAAACUGAGAAUAAUUGACUUCCCAGAUGAGCACCGUAUGGAUUCACAAACACGCGUUGUCAACCUUCAGCCCGGUCAGUGUGCUGGCAUAUGGGGACAGAAGCCAUAUUAUACAUUGGGAGUUGUUACUCUGCACGUGAGAGGUGAUCUACGAGUGAAUACUUACUCAUUGUCUUUGACUAUGAAGCAUAUCUGUAAAUCCUGGAAAAAUAUCCAGAAUGUAAAAGAACUUUUAUCUUCAAAUUCAGCUCACAAUGAGUGCCAGUGGGUCACAGACAUCAAUCGCUUUUACUCCUUAGCUCAGCAGUUUAGUUCAGGCCCUUUAAAGCUCGUGCACACGACGUGUAAUUUUUGUGCACGGAACUAGCGGGUGCCUUUGUGUGCUUUGUAUAGCGUCGCCCACCUUGUCCUGCUGAGGGGUGUGCUCUACCAAACCAUGCACACAGCAAUCGAUGUGUAUGGGGUUCCUGAGGAGGGAGUGGCUUGCCGUGACGGGAAUAUAUGGAGAAAUAAUGCUCCUUGUGUUUGGGGUUGAAGGAAAUGGUUUUUGGUUUUACCCUCGUACACAUUUCACAUGUUCCUUCGUGUAAUUUUGUAAAGUGUGCACUCACCAACGGUAAUCUCAAAUAGUGAACACGGAUAUAUUUUUUUGAGGUAAGUGCUAAUCUCUGUCCUGUGCUGCAAAGAUGAUGAGAUUGUGCAUUAUAUAUUUAUUUGGUGACAAAACCUUUUAGUUGUUUACAUUUCAGACCAAACACAUUGACCACUGCUUAGCAAUGGAAACACUGUUCUUACACCCGAAUACACCAAAUAACACCAAUACAGUGACAUUACUCUUAGUAAGUAGCAACUUUCUUUUUUGUAAGUCAGUAAUAACAUUGUUAUUACUCUAUAUUCAUUUGAUAGCUUAAUUUAAGUUGGGUACCUUAAUCUAUUAGUGUGCUCAGGCUAUUUUACCUUCAUAUAAAAACAAAGGAGAAGUUUUUGUUGUGAGAGUGAAUUUUCACUGUUUGGUAAGAUUAUUAAGUCAAAAUUUGUAUCCAGCAUUUGGUUAUUUGACUAACGACCAAUAACAAUCUUUGUUUAUUACGUUCAUUGUAGAAGUAAACUUUUCUGCAAUUUUACCAAAAUGUUAGCCAUCCAAUUACAGGGUCAUUUUGACAAUUCGGUGUAUGCUUGUGGUCUCCCUUCUUCACAAUGUGAUAAUACGUUUGUAUAUAUUACGUACUGCCUUCAUGCGAAGACAAGUGUUAGCCACGCGUCUUAAUAAGAUGUCACUUGUGUAGACGUGGGCACAGAGGUAGGGUCAAGCGCAUGGCGCUGUAUUCAGAGUACAGAAUACAACGGACUUUUUUUUGUCCCCCCCCCAUUGGCAGCGUUCGCCCCAAAAUAUGCUCCCCGCCACGUACAAUGGCGUUAUUAAACAGGGUUGGCAAUGCAUGGUGCACUGGGAUUUCGAUACGAAAAAGUUUUUCCUCUGCCGCCCCCCAUAGUCUAGAACUCCCCUUUCCCCAGCGGUCAGUGGUCUCAACCCCCUAGCCCCUGUUCAAGUCCAGGCUCAAGACCUUUUUUUUGCCUCUGCCUACGACUGACAGUUUCAAACAAUUAAUAUGCUCACUGUUCCGUAUACUGUCUUGAGAUAUGGUCGCAUUUAAAUGCUAUAUAAUAAAUUCAAAGUGUGUUGUAUUGUAAAGCUCUUGCUGGAAAUAUGUACGUGUUUGAAGACUGACUGAGUAGCAUUAGACAUUGGUAGUGUUUAGUUGUUUUGUACUGUGAAAAUGAGUAGACGCUCGUGUCCCUGUUUUUUCAUAUGAGCCUGUCGUGCAGGCGGCUCAGGUGUUAGUCCGAGCAACAAAGCUGCAACUGCAAUACACCUCAGGUGCAGUAUCACCUUGACUGGGUGUUUAUGAGGACCAUUGUUGAAUGGAUUGUAAGCUUAAAGGAAAUUCUCUGUUAUGUCUGUAAUGCAGAAACACACUGUGUAGAUAGAUUCCCUGUAACAUCAAAAGAGCAACAGGAUAUGUUUUAUUACAAUAGAACGUACACCAUGCCUUCACGGAUCAGUGAGCGUGAGCUAAACUGGCAUUGUCGCCUGCUGCAAGUCUGCCUUGAGCCGUGCUCGUGAGCCGUCUCACUGCCAGCGGCGCAUGAUGUUCCCUGCUAGCACCCCUCACCGUUUUACGAUUGCCUCUUUUGGGGGAACUCAAAUGUAGAGCCCUUGCUGGGGAGGGUAAGACCAGUCGUGGUUCAAUACAACGCAGAGACUGGGGGGUGCCUGUGGAGACACUGAUCAAUUAAGCCACGACAGUGCAACAUCUCUUAGAAAUAUGAGGAAGAACUGUAUCUGAUAUCUGUAAAGACACUACCUAAAACAAAGGUAGCUUGAUAUUACUUAGGGUGGGUUUUCCAGGCUGACGUGGGUGAAGUGCCACUAAUGAGACAUAGACAUUUAAAUUAUGGUCUCGCGCAGUAGUUCCCAACCUGUGGUCAGGGGUCUCCAAGGCCUUGGGAAGUGGUCCGUGGACCUGCUGCAGAUGUUACGAUUUUUUUCACUAAACACCAUAUUUUAGAAAUCUUGACUUAAAGCUUUCGUGACUGCAGGAAUUCAUAUUCUUAUUUUUUACUGCGUGGUGGUCUGCAAAAACGUUUUGAGUGUUGGAAGUUGUCCGCUUGUCCAUGAAGCUUGGGAACCACUGGUCAGGCGUAUAGUUCAUUGCACUCUUGUGAUGUCGCAUCGUCAGUGUUGGGAUAUUACCAAGGCGCUGUGACAGUGUGCAUGAUCGUUGCGUUUAAGCCUUUUUUUCCCUCAGUAAUGCAGCUUAUAAUUGUGUCAGAGGUUAAUGUAAUUCUUGUUCAGGCGAAAAGGCAGUUCCUGACCAUCUUCUGUGGAAAAAUACUGGCAAAUUAAGACUUUAACUUAUUUUACAGAUUUUAUUCCAAAAACUGGGACAACUGCUUUUAUCAAAACAUUAAUUGUUCCUAAUGUUUUUGUUGAAUAUUACUGUUUUCGCAUUGGCUUUGUCUUAGACCAUUUCUUUCAUCUCAUUUGAAUAUUUUUGUUAUUCCAAAAUGAAUCGGUGGAAAAAAUUGACCUCUUUUGAUGUAUUCAGUGUUUUUAGAGGUCAUGGAUUUAAAAAUCCAAACUUUGUAGUAACUAGCCUUUGAACAUCAGCAAAAUCUAAGAAGGGGUCCAAGCUGGUAUCGCCUGAUAUAUGGUUAAAAUUAAUUGCUCAUUAAAAAACUGAACAUGAUGCAGAGGUUGUAGUUGAAUAUGUGUGGUUUAUGCUGCCAUUAGAAUAUUUGAAUCAAACAUCAGUUAUUAUGAAGCUAAUGCAGAGGUUUUUUUGCAUGGGAAGUGAAGUUCUGGCAUAAUUCCUGAUUGGUUGAAGUGCUACAUUAAUCGAAUGUUCACAUUAUUGGUUUAAAAGGUAUCAGCUGGUUUACUUCCACGCAAUGUCAAACUCAAGGUCAGUGUUGAAGUAAAUCUGCCAGAGGCAACUGGAGGUAGUGGAUGUACAGUCCUUGAGAAAAUCGCCACACAGUACCAGAUCUCGUGAGACCUUUCUGCCUAUUCCACAAGAGCUUUAGCUUCAGAUAUUGCCAUUUUACAAGGAGUGCCAUAUCCUACCAUGCCUCUCAAUACUCCCAUUAUUGCUCUGGAAGUGCGCAAGUGUAGUUUGAGUUGGCACCCACACGAGCCAGCCAGCGAGAUAUUAUUAUUACCUUAUCCAUUGCAUGCAGAAAAAUCAAUUAGUCUUCGUAUUUUGUAAUUGGCUUAUUUUUAUUGAAGCAAUAACCACUGCCUGCAAGCCUAAUAAUGAUGUAAAUAAUGCCAUUUAUUUAUCUGGUAAUGCCUCGAGGACAUUUUUCAAUUUGCUAUUUAUGCUGUUAAAACCCAAACAUCGGUGUAUAGGGUAAAGUGGAGAAACCAAUGUCAAUGUUUAUAUUGCAGAACAACCUUGCACCUGGAGGAAGUGGGGUUAUGAAUACGCGUCUGUUUUUAACGCUCGAAGACGAACAUCACUGUUAAAAAAAAAAAAACUCGUAUGCCUUAUAGUCUUAAGACUUUUACAAUGAUCCUGCAUUGGGAUGUUUGACCUAUUACAUUUUAAGGAGUAUUUGCUUGUGUAAGGAAACUGGAGUACACACAUAGGAGGGGGUAAUUCUAAAAAGUCUGUGCAGAUUGGUUCACGAAUCCGUUUGCUGAUAUGCCAUCUCUUCAUCACCUCGCAGCGGGUAAGGGAGUUUCACAAUUCUACUUGAUACACCAAUCUGUACUCAAAGCAUUGGAUCACAGGUGUGCACCACCAUCCUUGAGUUUAUUUAAAUGUGCGCUUCUCGAAGCAUCCAGUUCCAUGUGCUUCACAGUUUGGCGUCACUUGUGCAUUGCACUUUUUACGGAAACUCAUCACAUAAAUCAUAGAACACGUGAUUUAAUGGCAGCCCUGGUAUUUUUGUUUAAUUAAUGUUCCACAUUUUAUUUGGCAAAAUAUUGAUAUUUGUUGGGUAUCAGAUUCCUGAAACGUUGCUUUACGGUUGCUACUCAAGAAUUAAGCAUGUUUGCUGGAGGUGGGGUCACGACAUGCCUUUAAGGACUUUGCCUUUAAUUUAUGUGCAAUGGUUGUCAAAAACUUAAAUAUUUUGUUAACUUUUCGUAACUUUAUUUUAUAGUCGACAAACCAUUGUCUCCAUAAUAAACAGCAUAAGACUACCAUGUUAACAAAAACAUAGUAAAUAUUGCACAGUGGUGCGUCGCGUGUGAAUAGCUGCCCACUAUGCGGGCUUGGCCGGCUGCCAUGACCACCGCUGCCGUGGCUACGGUUGGUUGCCACGGAAACCCAACCCCGGGCCCGUACUAGCCCUGGCCUUUAGUGGCUUAAUGUGACCUUUUUUAUGUUUUCAUUUUUAAUAAUAAGGGAUCGGAGCAGUUGUUGCAGCUUUAUCAUAUACGCUGUGGGCGAAGCUGAUACAUUUUUGGCACGUGAGAAAAAAAACGUUACGCAAGUGGCGUGGGAAGUAUUCUAAGCCCCCUGCGAAGACAUUCUGUAAAAUCAGGCCAUCAUUUUUACAGGAGUUUUAAGUGGACUAAGUGUGUUUAAUUGUCGGCGCUUUAUUUCUAAGGCUGGUGAAGUACUUGGUGUUUGUGAUGGCUUUGGAAAAUAAAGAAUUUAAAAAACC
Molecule: messenger RNA, 7106 nt
Organism: Petromyzon marinus (sea lamprey)
Lineage: Eukaryota; Metazoa; Chordata; Hyperoartia; Petromyzontiformes; Petromyzontidae
Product: CMP-N-acetylneuraminate-poly-alpha-2,8-sialyltransferase
Biological process (GO): N-glycan processing; oligosaccharide metabolic process
Molecular function (GO): alpha-N-acetylneuraminate alpha-2,8-sialyltransferase activity
Source: RefSeq, a predicted model, not a curated record